Artibeus jamaicensis (Jamaican fruit-eating bat) is the source of this 2683-nucleotide messenger RNA. It is a transcript of the gene ZBTB25, whose product is annotated as zinc finger and BTB domain containing 25. NCBI's taxonomy places the organism in Eukaryota, Metazoa, Chordata, Mammalia, Chiroptera, Phyllostomidae. The record is from RefSeq and is a predicted model, not a curated record. Gene Ontology annotation, biological process: regulation of transcription by RNA polymerase II. The transcript is spliced from 3 exons. Gene Ontology annotation, molecular function: protein binding; DNA-binding transcription factor activity, RNA polymerase II-specific; RNA polymerase II cis-regulatory region sequence-specific DNA binding. Gene Ontology annotation, cellular component: nucleus. The coding region runs from base 1177 to 2484 and encodes 435 amino acids.
GACGCAGCCCGGCCCCAGAGGGCUGCUCCAGGCUCAGUCCCUCCCGCCGGGAGCCGCCUGGGGUGGCGGCGGCCUGCAGCUGCGCCGGUCGUGGAACAGAUGCAAGUAGCAUGGGAGAGGGGUAUUUUUGGUCUGUUUGACAUGUCAAUUAGGGCAAAGAGGAAAAUGGCAACCCCGAGUGAGCUCUGGGCCGAGGAUGCCCGUAGCCGCCCUUACCUGUACGCACAAGGCAGUGUUGGGGCCUAAAGCAGGCUGGGACCACCGCGCGCGAGGACGCUUGCUGCCGGCCGGGCUGCGACUGUGCGCGGGCAGCCCCGACUAGCGUGCGGCGUUCCGCAGACUGCCGAGCUGAUCCUUUAGCGGGUGGGUGGGUUUCCAGGUGUAGCCCACAGAGGCCCAUGUCUUCCCUCUUUCUUCCCACCAUCAUUUGUGAUUACCUUGUUUUUAGAGUAGGAAGUACCCUUCUGGUCCCGUAAUUCAUUUCUCUUUUUUCAGCUUAUAUGAAUCUUAUUCUAAGCAUAUCCAGUUUUCUCUUUUUGUAAUUUUACUUUACUUUAGAAAGAGGGUGAGAGAAAAACAUCAAUUUUGUUGUCAUUUACUUAUGCAUUCAUUGGUUGCUUCUUGCAGUGCCCUGACUCAGGAUGGAACCUGAAACCUCCAGAAGAUACCAACCAACCAACUGAGAUACCCAGCCAGGGCCAGUUUUUCUUUUUAAAGCUUGCCCCAUCUAUCACUUCACUUCUGUAGCUAGGACUCAUGUGGAGAAAAGCUGUUCUCGAGCUGCAUAGGCAGCCCCUGAACUUGACAGCAGCUAACAUGUUUCAUAAAGUAAUGCCUGGUUUCCCCCAGGGGAUUAAAUUUGACAUUCAUUCUCUUGACAAUCAAGUCUUUUUGGUAAAACUGCACACGAUUUUGUCAAGGGUGUAAAGUACACUUUGUAGUCACAGACUUUAAAGCUGAAAGGGCCCCUACAGGAAAGCUAGUUCAUCCCUCUUAUUUUGCAGAUGAGGACACCGGACCUAAAGAGGAAGUGUAUAGCUCGAUUGAGUCCUGCACCUCGAUUAAUUGCACUCAUCAGUUCUGGACGCCUUGGUCGUUGUGCUCUCUACCACAUCAGGAGUGCAGCAGUGCCAGUUUAACCCAUGCACUGUAGAGGCUUUCUGCCAGAGAGCCACAAUGGACACCGCUAGCCAUAGCCUUGUCCUUCUGCAGCAGCUGAACAUGCAACGGGAGUUUGGUUUUCUGUGUGACUGCACAGUUGCUAUUGGAGAUGUUUACUUCAAAGCCCACAGAGCAGUGCUUGCUGCUUUUUCUAACUACUUUAAGAUGAUAUUUAUUCAUCAAACAAGUGAAUGCAUAAAAAUACAACCAACUGACAUCCAACCUGACAUAUUCAGCUAUUUGUUGCACAUUAUGUACACCGGGAAAGGGCCAAAACAGAUUGUGGAUCACAACCGUUUGGAGGAAGGGAUUCGGUUUCUUCACGCCGACUACCUUUCUCACAUUGCAACUGAAAUGAAUCAAGUGUUCUCACCAGAGACUGUGCAGUCCUCAAAUUUGUAUGGCAUUCAAAUCUCAACAACCCACAAAACAGCUGUCAAACAAGCGCUGGAGGUCAAAGAAGCGCCUUCCAAUAACGGUGGAAACAGAGCCUCUGUCCAGGGUGAACACCCCCAGUUACAGCUUUCUCUCGCUAUUGGGCUGGAUGACGGCACUGCUGACCAGCAGAGGGCCCAUCCUGCUGCCCAGGCCUUGGAGGGACACCAGAAGCCUCCCGUGUCCAUAAAGCAGGAAAGAUGUGACCCGGAAUCUGUGAUCCCCCAGAGCCAUUCCUCAUCCUCAUCCGAGAUGACAGGCCCCACUUUCACGGAAAGUAGUAUCAAAAUUCACUUAUGCCAUUACUGUGGAGAACGUUUUGAUUCCCGUGGUAACCUAAGGCAACAUCUCCAUACCCAUGUGUCUGGAUCCCUGCCAUUUGGUGUCCCCGCUUCCAUUUUGGAAAGUAAUGACCUUGGUGAAGUGCAUCCACUUAAUGAAAAUAGCGAAGCUCUUGAAUGCCGCAGGCUCGGCUCCUUCAUUGUCAAGGAGAAUGAGCAACAGCCUGACCAUUCAAACUGUGGGACCACAGAGCCUUUACAGAUCAGUCAAGUGUCUUUGAUCUCCAAAGACACAGAGCCAGUAGAAUUAAACUGUAAUUUUUCUUUUUCAAGGAAAAGAAAAAUCAGCUGUACCAUCUGUGGUCAUAAAUUUCUCCGAAAGAGCCAAUUGCUGGAACACAUGUAUUCACACAAAGGUAAAUCUUUCAGACAUAACCGAUGCCAAAGGUUUGGUAAUGCGUUAGCCCAGAGAUUCCAGCCAUGUUGCGAUGGCUGGUCGGAUGUCCCCCUGAAAAGUUCCCGCUUGUCGCAGGAGCAGUUAGACUCAUCUUGUGCCUUAGAUUCCGAGCUCACACAAGCAAAUGUGGACACUAUCCUAGUUGAGUAGCAGUUUCUCCUUCAGAGUUUUCAUAUCCAUUCUGAUAAAUUCAUAUGUGUUUUUUGAUUCACAAAUUAUUUUCCUCCUCAAGUUUACUGACUUUUUCCUUUACCAUUUAUCCAUAGUCUUAACACUGUAUUUAUUAGGUCUACUUAUUGUGAGGUAUUAAUUCAUGGCUAUUAAAAUAAACUUCAAUUAGGACUGUGAA